AUGUGUUAUCAUUGUAAGCAAUCAUGCCUAAAAGGCUGUUAUAAUGAAAAUUAUAAAAAUUUUCACAACUGCAUUAUAAGCAGAAGAAAGUGUGCCAGAAGGCUUCAAAGUGUAUCCAGACUCUGUGCUGCUUGAUGAGCCAUUAGAAGACGAGCUACUCCCAGAUGAGCUACCCCCAGAUGAGCUACUUCCAGACGAGCUACUUCCAGAUGAGCUACUCCCUGACGAGCUACUCCCAGACGAGCUACUCCCAGAACUUGAGCUCCCAGACGAGCUAUUGGUAGUAUUUGUACUAGACGAGCACUCAGGCAAAAAUCGAUUGCUGCCAGAGCUCCCUGAUGUCGUGCUAUUAGUAGAAUUGUUUGUUGAAGUGCUUGUUUCGUUAGCUGAAGAAGUUGUAUUGUUUGAGGUCUCUGUGCUAUUUGCAGAUGAUGUUUGGUUCGUUGUAGAAGUGCUGUUUGUUGAUGUAGAUGUUGAACUUGUCGUGCAUGUGCUGUUGGUGCUACCAGAGCUAGACCCUGAUGAAGUGCUAUUAGUAGAGUUUGAGGACCCACUUGAGCUUGAACCACUACUUGAGGACCCACUAGAGCUUGAACUACUGCCUGAAGAGCCGCUAGAUGAAGAUCCGCUUGAAGAUCCACUUGAACCACCACUUGACGAUCCGCUAGAGCUUGAUCCACUAGACCCACUUGAUGAAGAUCCACUGCUUGAGGAUCCACUGCUAGAAGAUCCACUAGAACUUGACCCACUAGAUCCAGAGCUUCCAGGAGCCACAGUAUCAGCUUUUAA
Messenger RNA from Blepharisma stoltei, 789 nucleotides. The record is from the annotation of a GenBank genome assembly. NCBI's taxonomy places the organism in Eukaryota, Ciliophora, Heterotrichea, Heterotrichida, Blepharismidae.